This is a messenger RNA of Trichophyton benhamiae CBS 112371, 228 nucleotides long. RefSeq lists its product as uncharacterized. Bases 1 to 228 code for a protein of 75 amino acids. The transcript has a single exon. The record is from RefSeq and is a predicted model, not a curated record. NCBI's taxonomy places the organism in Eukaryota, Fungi, Ascomycota, Eurotiomycetes, Onygenales, Arthrodermataceae.
AUGAAGCUGAAGCUGGAGUUGAAGUUGAAGUUGGAGGAGGAGAAGAAGAAGAAGAAGAAGACGAAGAAGAGAAAAGGUCUCAAGUUUCCUUUUGCGGAGUUUAUCAGCCCGCGGCUAAAGUCACAUGCAGCUGACUCAGCUGAUAAGGGAGUUUCUUUAUGUUCGUUUUCUUCUUCUCCAGCUUCAACUUCCAGCUUUUUGCUUCUUCCACUGCCCUGCCUACCUUAG